CAGACCCGAAUUUAUUGGAGCCGGGCGGGGCGGGUAACAGGUUUAGUAGCGCAUCAUCAAGAAGCAAAUGAACUUCUCGAAAACCUUUCUGAGCUAAACUCCCUCACUCUUUCACUUCGUCUUCUCCAAUUUCCUCCGAAAGUAAGAUGGCUGCGGAUCCCUCAGAGCUUAGGUAUUAUGAGGAUGAUGACACUCCAACAAUGAAAACAAUCAAGGGUGCAACUACUGGUUUUGUUGCUGGAACUAUCUGGGGAACCGUUGUUGCUACAUGGUAUGAUGUGCCUCGUGUUGAGAGAAGUGUUGCCAUACCUGGGCUUGUAAGAACGCUAAAGAUGAUGGGAAAUUAUGGAAUGACAUUUGCUGCAAUUGGGGGAGUCUAUAUUGGUGUUGAGCAACUGUUGCAGAAUUAUAGGAUGAAGAGAGACUUUGUCAAUGGUGCUGUUGGUGGUUUCGUGGCUGGGGCUUCCAUUCUCGGUUUCAAAGGGAGGAGCAUCUCAACAGCUAUUUCUGCCGGAUCAGCUCUGGCAUUCACCUCUGCGGUGAUUGAUGCUGGAGGUCAGACUACAAGGCUGGACACAGGGAAGGAGUAUUACCCAUACACCACCAAGAAAAGGCCUGUUGAGUCAUAAAUCUUGCAUGUCGCUGUUGAGAAGGCACUUCCAGUGAAACGUGAGAUAAUCGAUCCUGUUCGAUGAUCUGUCUUUGUUUUUGGAAGAUAUAAUCAUACUCGCGGACUCCAUUUUGCUUUUUGCUGUUCACUUUUAAAGUGAGGAUGUUGGUUUGAAUAAAAAUGCAUCCGAAUUUAUGGAAUUCUUGA
This is a messenger RNA of Gossypium raimondii (Peruvian cotton), 817 nucleotides long. RefSeq names its product outer envelope pore protein 16-3, chloroplastic/mitochondrial. The transcript has 3 exons. Gene Ontology annotation, molecular function: transmembrane protein transporter activity. Bases 147 to 629 code for a protein of 160 amino acids. Gene Ontology annotation, cellular component: TIM22 mitochondrial import inner membrane insertion complex. Lineage: Eukaryota; Viridiplantae; Streptophyta; Magnoliopsida; Malvales; Malvaceae. Gene Ontology annotation, biological process: protein insertion into mitochondrial inner membrane. The record is from RefSeq and is a predicted model, not a curated record.